AUGGGCCUUGGCUUAAAGUCUGGACCGUGGGCUCGAACAACGGGGCCCAAAAUUCGCGCCAUCUUUGAACUCCUUAAUCCUUAUCUAGUUGCAAGCAUUAUCAAGCUCCAUGAAUUGAACAGUCUGCUGCUCUUGUGCAACAACGGAAAUCCCAUCAUGAAUUCUCUGUUGUCGUCACAGUGUAGCUUUCGUCUCCGCCUUCAGCUUUACCCUUCGGCGAGAAUCGGGAGACCCAGGGAUGCUGUGACAAUGGCGAUGAAUGGGAAUUUUGGGUCUGCGACGACGAACAAGUUUCCCCGGAGGAUGAUUGUGGAGUUUGUUAGCCACAUGUCCUUUAUCCACCUUCUUAAUCCCGCCUUUGCUGCACCCAUUCCAGCAACGGAGGAGCCUGAAGUUAUUAGGACGUUGAAGCUUGACAGCGGGGCUUCAGCUAUGUUUUCCUGGUUUUAUUUGGUUGUAGAGAUUAUUGAAGGAGAAGGACCAGAAGCUCAGGAAGGAGAUGUUGUUGAAGUAAACUAUGUAUGUCGACGCUCUAAUGGAUAUUUUGUUCACAGCACAGUGGAUCAAUUCAGUGGGGAAAGCUCACCUGUCAUACUUCCUUUGAAUGAGAACCAGAUUAUCAAGGGCUUAAAGGAGGUUCUAGUUGGGAUGAAAGUUGGAGGCAAGAGAAGAGCUCUGAUACCACCAUCUGCUGGGUAUGUCAGUGAGAGCUUGAAACCCAUCCCAGAUGAGUUUGGUCCUCGACGUAGCCUAUUAACUCAUGCAAGGGAGCCUCUGGUAUUUGAGGUGCAACUCUUGAAGGUCCUCUGAACUUAAAUGACGAUUAAUGCUGCUUCGUCCAUAGCUACCAAUUGACAGAAGCCAACCAGUAAUCCAUAGAGUCUAAUGCGAAAGAAACAGAAACCCGAUGACAUCCUGCAAUUGGAUGUAGAUUAGUCUGGGUUUAGGGAGUGGACUUUGCAAAUUCUCUCAUUCUUGUCAUGACUCUUCAGGAGUCAUCAGAAGUUCUCUUUUCAGUAUUUUCCAUAUUCUUGGAGUAUGAUUUUGUAAUAUCAGAAGUUCUCUUUUCAGUAUUUUCUAUAUUCUUGAAGUAUGAUUUUGUAAUAAGUAAAUAAACAGAAUCUACAAUUUGUCAACAACACUUUCAAUAAUUUGAGUUGUUUAAGGAACUAAUACUCCACUCAAGGAAAC
Molecule: messenger RNA, 1191 nt
Organism: Linum tenue
Lineage: Eukaryota; Viridiplantae; Streptophyta; Magnoliopsida; Malpighiales; Linaceae
Source: the annotation of a GenBank genome assembly